AGGAGUAGUGACGUGCCAGCAGACCGGCAGAUCCAAAGUCAUCCGCACGACCCUUUUUCUUUUUUUCUUCCCUUUUAGCUUUUAGAACAUAUAACCUGUCUGCAUUCACUGGUGUGAGCUGCACAGCUACAAAGCCGCUUUUCCAGUUCAGUGCAUCGCAACGUCGAUGGUCUUGUCAUCUCCGAUGGCGGCCACACACCGAAGACAUCCGUCGAGUCUCGACCUCUCAGCAUCGUCCCCAAACGCAUAUGCCACAAAUGGCUAUGGACAGAGCCCUCCGCUGUCCCCGAGGACCCCGAGGUCAUCUGCUCCUCCAUCGCCAGUCACUCCCAGACAGCAAGGCUCGCAGACGAUGAACGGAUCCCACAGGAUGUCCGGCGAUUUCACGGCCGCGGAGGCGGGAGGCGGUUUGGGGAGUCUUGCCGAUGAACUUGCAGAUGCAUGGGAAGAAGAAGAUGGAGGUUAUGAGGAUACAUCGGGCUUGGAGAACGGACAGAUCGAUUCUCAUAAUGCGGAUUACAGUGACAGGGAGGAAGGCUACGUCGAUUCGGGUGCGGGCACACCGGGAGACCGUCUCUCUCCGGACGACAUGCUGCAACCGAGCAGGGGGAAACCCAAGAAUAACCACAGUCGGCACAAACGACAUGAAUCACAAUACGAUGGGUCUGACUACGGUAACGACUCGGAUUUGGAAGAGACACCGGAGAUAUCACCAAGUCUGGAGGCGCGGAUGGCUGGCAUUGAGAGUCUGGCUCGAAGGGGAACGGAGGAUAAUGGCAGUGAAAACGACAGGGUCAUAAAACGCGCAAUAGAGAGUCUCCGGGAUCUGGGUGGUCAGAGUGGGAUUGAAAACGGCGCAUCAAGACUGAUAACCGCUCAUACUUCGAUCACCUCGCACCUAACGCACCAAACUCGAACGCUGCAGACACUCACCCAUCCUCUCCUUUUCUCGCCUUUCCCGAUCCUCUCAGAGGAGGAUAUCGAUUCUCUCGUCCCUCUGAUUGAUGAAGAGCUGCUACCCAAUCUCCCUUACCCUUUUCCACAAGCCCAGUCUCGCUCGCGACCUACGACGCCGGCGCAGUCUGCCUCCCUCAACCCGUUGGUCUCGCUGCAGACGCUUCUGUCCCAGACCUCUGAGCUUGUCUAUAGCCUUCGGAGUCUAAGUGAUACUCUACACGAGUCACGACAGGUAACAUCGACGGCCUCGCGAAGGCUGCGGUCUGCCAAGGAGCUCGUUGCCGAGUUAAGACGUGAGGAGGAAGAACGGGAAGAAGGCACGCGCUGGAUCGAAAAGGGCCAAUGGGACCGCCGACUACGAGAGAGAGAAGCAGGCAAGGUCUGCGGGGAUGUUGUCAGCGGCUUUGAAGCAGUCUGCGGAGAAUGGCGGAAGAAACUCUUUGGUGCAGCAGCCCCCGACGCAGUCGCUGCAUAACUACUACACUUUUUCACCAUCCUCAUGCAGAAGCAGAGCUUGUCUGCCGUCCUUCUAUAAUUCCUCCCUAUUUGAAUGACGCGUAC
Molecule: messenger RNA, 1518 nt
Organism: Paecilomyces variotii
Lineage: Eukaryota; Fungi; Ascomycota; Eurotiomycetes; Eurotiales; Thermoascaceae
Exons: 2
Coding region: 167-1432 (421 amino acids)
Source: RefSeq, a predicted model, not a curated record